Messenger RNA from Cryptomeria japonica (Japanese cedar), 609 nucleotides. RefSeq lists its product as uncharacterized. NCBI's taxonomy places the organism in Eukaryota, Viridiplantae, Streptophyta, Pinopsida, Cupressales, Cupressaceae. Gene Ontology annotation, molecular function: nucleic acid binding. The transcript has a single exon. The record is from RefSeq and is a predicted model, not a curated record. Bases 1 to 609 code for a protein of 202 amino acids.
AUGUUCUUCUAUGAACAUCAAAUUACUCUCUCACACUACUCCGAUUACUUUCCACAAGGAAAUGGAUUGGCAGAAUCGAGCAACAAGAACCUGGUAGCAAUCAUGAAGAAGUUAGUUGAUGAUAAUGCCCAGAACUGGCAUAAAAAGGUCUAUGAAGCCCUUUGGGUGGAUAGAAUUACCCCUAAAAGAGCCAUUGGAAUUGCACCUAUUGAGCUAGUGUAUGGGAUUGGUGCAAAAGUUUCUUUACCUUUGGAAUUGUUAGUGGCUAGGCUUCAAACUAUAAUUGAGGAUUGCUUUUUCCAGAAUACUCUAGAGAAGAGGGUUGUGUAUCUGAUGAAGUUGGAAGAAGAGAGAGAAAUGUUAGUGGAUAGAAUAUAUGAGCAUCAAAACAGGUUGAAGAAGAUUUUUGAUAUGAGGGCCCAACCAAGAGAUUUUCUUGAAGGGGAUGAAGUACUAUUGUGGGAUAAGAGAAGGGAACCAAAGGGUGCCCAUGGAAAAUUUGAUUCACUGUGGAAAGGUUCGUUCAAGAUCCAUGAAGUAGUAGGACCGAAUGCAUUAAGACUAAGUUAUUCUGAUGGAGCAGUUAUGCCUUACACCUAUAAUGAGUAG